This is a messenger RNA of Symphalangus syndactylus (siamang), 515 nucleotides long. It is a transcript of the gene FAM216B, whose product is annotated as family with sequence similarity 216 member B. The record is from RefSeq and is a predicted model, not a curated record. Lineage: Eukaryota; Metazoa; Chordata; Mammalia; Primates; Hylobatidae.
GUAAGAAAACUACACUGAAUAGGAAUGGCAGCUUUUAAAAGUGGGGGAACUACAGUAUAGGGUAUAGGAUAAACAAUGGGACAAAACAGGAAAAGACGACGAAAGCUUUGGAAUGUUCCACAACUUCCUUUCAUUCGAGUUCCUCCCUCCAUCUAUGACACUUCCUUACUAAAGGACCUCAACCAAGGGCAACAGCGCUACUUUUACAGCAUCAUGAGGAUUUACAACUCCAGGCCCCAGUGGGAGGCCCUGCAGACCCGCUACAUUCACAGCCUUCAGCACCAACAGCUGCUUGGCUAUAUUACUCAACGGGAAGCCUUGUCUUAUGCUCUUGUACUUAGGGAUUCAACCAAGAGAGCCUCAGCCAAGAUAGCUCCUCAAAGAACCAUUCCCCGGAAAACUUCAGCCAUGACAAGAUGUCCCUCAGUACUACCUGUAUCUGUGGUUCUACCUAGGGCCCAAAGUAAAAGGUGCCAAAUGCUCAGGAACUGAGACUUGGUGCAUUUUCAGAAACA